ACAACAUGAUUAAUGGAGCAAGGAGAAUGUUGAAUGCUUUAAAUGCCAUCGACUGGGGCACUUCAAUCAUGAAUGCUCUGAGUGGAACAAUCCUCACCAGUAUGUCUACUACUCCAAUUCCUAUCCUCAACAAGACAGGAGCAUGGUUUCGAUUUUAUACCCGUUUUUUAUGUGGGUAUGGCUAUGGGCAAAACCCGAACUACUUUGGGUAUGGUAAUUGAUAUGCACUAUUCAUUUCCGACCCGACCCAUUGACAUCCCUAGGUUAGGGUUGCCCUUUUUUAUUGUAAUGAUUUUUAUUUUUCUUAUUUUAUUAAUUUUAGAUGGAAAGAUAAAAUUAAUAUUAAAAAUCCCACUUCAGAUAUUACAUGACUUACAUCAGCGCUGACUGUAUUUUCUGUUUAAUACUAACGGUCAAUGUCUGUUAACUCUAAGAAAACAUAAUUCAGAAAUAAAAUAUUAAAUAUUUAGGAACACAAAUAAUAUUUUUUAAUAGUUAGGAUUUUUUAGGGUUAUUUGCCCAAAAUUAGAAGUGCAACUAUAAAGAGAGACCCGGCCCAUGAAUUGGCCAUGUUUCAUAUGGGCGUUCCUAAUCCAUAGUAGAUUCGGCAUUCAUGUUUUUCUUUGCGUCUAUUAAUAGGAGUUCAAAUCUCUGCCUCUCAUCUACCGCCGCAUCCUUUCUCCUUUACCGGCGGCGUGCUAAUCUUCGUGUUCAUCCUGUAGUUGUACCGCUGCCAUGGCCACCGAGAACUGCACAUCCGACCCACUGGAGCUAAGAUUAGGUCUUCUCCCUUGCGCGUCCAGGAAACGACGGCGGGUCGAUGACUCGGAAGUAGUAAACCCUCGUUCUCCGAUCAGCAAUCUCGGUGACGAUCUCCUAGCAGAAGUUCUGAUUCGCCUUCUGGAACCCAGAUCCGCCUGGCAAUGCAAAGCAGUCUGCAAGCGAUGGAAGUCUCUGAUUUCCGAUCCCCACUUCGUUGGCCGUUUCAUUUCUCACCACCAGAGCAGAUGGAACCGAUACGGCGGCGGCGAAUUCGAAGAACCACCUUUGAUGGCCUCAUGCUUCGGCGAAUCCAUUUUGAGCUUCCUCCCCCUGCCUGAUAAAUUAGGUUUCGAACAACGAUGGUAUUUCCGAGUUUUUGAUUCCUACAAGGACUUGGUUUUGUGCGGAUUUACCGAGGCAGGGGGAUUUCGUGCCGAAUAUUCGAGAUCUCUCUUCCUCUGCAACCCGUUUACGGAGCAGUGGAUCGCUCUUCCUCUAGCGCCUGAAUCGUGGCGGUCUUCUGCGAUUGGAUUUAAGGAGGCAAGGUUAGUUUGUGAACCCCGCUCUAAUGUUGAACUUGAUCUAGGAGAUGGCCAAAAACCAUUUGUUUAUUCCUCUGCAUAUCGGUUUCGGGUGGUCUGUAUAUAUCACUUUCCCGAUUCUAUAAGGAUAGACGUGUUUUGUUCCGAGUCUGGAGAGUGGACGAAGGAGGCUCUUGUUCUUAAUGAGCAUUUCAUAUGGGUUGAUAUUAAUGUAGUUUCUACAUCGUGCAACGGAGGGUUGUUUUGGUUCUGUAUGAAUUCCAGAGUUUUGGGGUCUCAUCCAAUAAUUGCUGGGUUUAAUCCCUUUCGCCUUGAUGUACCUCCCAUCCGAUUUAACGCUUCUCGACUCCCCACGGGUAGCUGGAAUAUUUCGGUCUCACAAGGUGCUCUACACCUAAUUUCACUUAGGCAUAUAUCUGCUCCACCUACAUUUUUGAGUGUUUUGAGACUGGAAGAAGACCGUAAAUCUUGGAGUAUACAACAUAGAACCGUGUUGGGGAGGACAAUCAAACAUUGCGGCUAUAAACUUAAGGACUGCAAUGUAGCUGGUUUGCAUCCAGAGAAGCCGCACAUUGUCUUCUUCAAACAUCCUGGUUUUAAUUAUCAUCAUCCUCAUGGUGUUGUACUGUCCUACGAUAUGAAGACUGGAGAGCUAGGGUUCUUUGGUGAGUUUGUUCCCAGAUUCCAGCCUAGGGUUUCUUGCUGGCCUACCCCGAUUCCAAGGUACGAGGAACUGCGAGCUAUAUACGAUGGGCGACACAGCUGUUGGGUUCAACAGAGCAGCCACAAAGCAGCAACUCUCUCCCUGAACAAUCGGUAAUAAUCUACUCAUGCUUGUACAAAUGUUUACUUUCUUUUAUGCAUUUGUUUGCAUCUGUGUUCGGGUUUAGGAAUUCACUAAUAGUGUCCGAAACAAGUUUCUCCUAGAAAACAACAUGUCAGCAACCACAUCAAGAACUCUAUUCCCUCCUGAAUCGGUAGGAUGAAAAAGGAAGCUGUCUUUUGUUGAGUAGCACAAACACAUACUUUGCAUACAUGUCUCUGCUUCCUUUCUAAUCGCUUGAGAAGUCUGAUGUGUUUGCAAACCUCUGCUCUUCUUGUUGCUAAUUUUACUUUUCAUUCCAUUUAUGCAGUGUCUGGAUUGUCAAAGAGAGAAUUAUGCAGUGGCUGGAUUGUCAGAAAAAGAAUCUAUGCAGUGGCUGGUUUAAUUACUAGACCCCUCCCUCCCCAGCAUAUCGAGUUAGGAAGCAGAAGGCGGUGAAACUUGAAAGGCUAGCUCGUGUUGUUCAGAAGGAUGGCGCCAUUGGAUGAAAAUUCAUCUGCAAUUAGUCUUGCCUUGUUGGAAUGCAUGUGAUCAAUCUUAUUCAAGAUGACCAGAAAGCAAGAGUGACCAGUGUUCUUAACUUUCCCUGUACUAUUAUUGCCUGCGCCAUGGUUUUAGGCGCUGCAACUUGUUUAUGUAUCCAAAGUUUCUCUGUAAGAUAGUUAUUUAUUCAGCUGUCAUGGAAUGCACAUUGGAUGCUUACAUAUAUAUAUUUCUCCAUGAUUCAUUACCUUCCAGCUCCAUAAAAAAUGAAACAGUGAUAUCGUAUUUCAGUUGUCAAUUUUGCUGCAAUGAGUUCCCUGUAAAAGCCCAGAUGGGGAACAUGACCAGUUUUUUGGUCAUAGAUACAACAGAUGGGGGAAAACAUGACCAAUAAGUUCGAAUGAGAAGGAAAAGAAGUGAGAUAGUAGAACUUUUCCACUUUUCUUAUGGCUGUAGAUGGGUUGGGCGGUUUACGUUAAUUUAUUUUAAUCACUUGAUCUAUACACUUCGGUUUUGAAAAUAAUAAAUCUAAAUUUAUCUAAAUAUUUAGAACCCUACGAUUUGUUUAUGAUUGGCUUGGGUCUGGUGGGCUAUACGUUUAUGAUUGGCUAUACGUUUAAGAUUAUAUAAAUAAUUAAAAUUUCAAUCAAAUAAGUCAAACCGAAAAACAUCAAAUGCAUAGAAAUUGUUGUUUGGAUCUUGAUGAAAUGCAAUUUGAUUUAACGUAUAUCUAGUAUUUUUCAUAAAAAUUAGCUAAAAUAAGCUAAAUACAUUAUUAAUUAUAAGUUAACGUAUCCAUAAUAUGUUAUUUUUCUAAAAUUGUACACACACAAAAAAAAAAAGACAACGUGAGCCAUAGUCUUAAAGUUAUCCAAUCUUUGAUCCAAUGACUUGAAUUUGUAUAAAAACAUACCUAAUUUAACGUGGUAGAGGCCCCUGGACUCGACUCGCAUCCAUGCUUCUCGAAUUGAGUUCCAAAGUAGGCUUCACAAACAUGUUCCCAGACUUAGCCAUUUUCAGGUAGUUUCCAAGUUUUGGCAUAGCUUUUUGAUAGGUUCAAAAAUGGUGUUAUGGACUUCCUAUUGAGCUCCCAAGUACUUUAAUGUGUAGAGGGACACUUCAGCUUCAAAACAAGCCAUUGAUCUCCAAUUUCCAUCUAGUCAAUUGUAAGAUAUGAAUCUCCAAAUUAGACACCGUGAAACUGUUUUUACACUGAAACAACAUAUUAGGUCGACCGAAAAGUGCAUGUCACAGUAGCAAAGUCCUAAAUCUGAAUUCAUCUAACUAUUUAGAAUCCUACGAUUUGUUUAUAACUGGGUUGAGUCUAGUGGGCUAUACGAUUUACGUAAAAACUCAACCCAACACUAAAAAGAUUAUAUAAAUAAUUAAAAUUUCAAACAAAUAAGUCAAAGCGAAAAACAUAAAAAUGUAUAGAAGUUGUUGUUUGGAUCUUGAUAAAGUACAAUUUGAUUU
Linum trigynum is the source of this 4083-nucleotide messenger RNA. NCBI's taxonomy places the organism in Eukaryota, Viridiplantae, Streptophyta, Magnoliopsida, Malpighiales, Linaceae. The record is from the annotation of a GenBank genome assembly.